AAUGAGAAAAGAAACAAUGCUGUACAAAUUUAACACCAUGUUAUUCACAAGAUCUCUGUUUUUAUUUUCAUUGCUUCUGCUGCCUACAACUGUGCCAGCCACAGGCUCCUUUCUGUACUUCGCCUACGGAAGCAACCUGCUCAAAGAGAGACUCACACUCAACAACCCAUCAGCUACAGUACAGAGUACCGCCAAAUUACAGGACUAUACAUUGGUGUUUGGAAGCCAUAAGGGUCAGUACAGUCAGCGCUGGCGUGGUGGAGUCGCAUCAAUUGAACCGAGUGCAGGAGACACAGUGUGGGGCGUCAUGUACAAAAUCAACACCACUGACAUGGAAAACCUGGACAGACAGGAGGGUGUGAGCUCUGGUGUGUACUCUCCAGCGUUGGUUCGUGUCUCAAGUUACGGUCAGACUGUCAUCUGUCGCACCUACAUCAUGAACAACCGCACACCUUCACUGCCCUCUCCCCAAUACCUGCAGGUAAUCAGGAUGGGAGCAAAGCAGAACCGGCUACCCAAAUAUUAUCAGGACAAACUGAAUAACAUCAAAUACAAUAACUUUGAUGGGCAUCUUCCAGUGAUGGAUGAGAUAAAAGCAGCUCUUCAAAACUCCAAAAAGGGGCCUAAAUAAAGUUUCUUUCUACAUGUGGUUUUACCUUUUAAACAAAAAAGUACAAAAAUCCCCCACAGACCCGUCAUGAUCAAACUAAAAAACGGUCAGAGCUUACUGAACAUGUCAGGUAGGUAAAUAUUUUAGUCGUUUUUAACAUUACUGUGACUGAAGGAUUAUUUACAGGGUAAAGAAACAGUACAGUGAUGUUCCUGACUGAGCGUUUUGAGAUGCUGUAAAGCCUCUUGAGUUAAAUUUAACUUAAUAGUUCAGUAAUUACUUUUCCAUUACAAUUUGAAUAAAAUAAAAUAACAAUUGUGCGGUUUUACUUUUAAUCUCGAACUUUUAAUAGUUUGCUUAAAAAUUAUUGCUGUUGCUUUUCAUAUUUCUAUUGAUUUAUAAAUCUAAAGAUGAGUUUUAAAUCUGUGUGCUGAACAUAAAGAAUUCAUAAUUUUAAUAAAGAAAAACAAAUACAUGAAUAAAUUGAUUAAAUGUUGAAUUUAAGCUA
This is a messenger RNA of Trichomycterus rosablanca, 1118 nucleotides long. RefSeq names its product gamma-glutamylcyclotransferase b (gene ggctb). The transcript has 5 exons. Bases 2 to 631 code for a protein of 209 amino acids. The record is from RefSeq and is a predicted model, not a curated record. Lineage: Eukaryota; Metazoa; Chordata; Actinopteri; Siluriformes; Trichomycteridae. Gene Ontology annotation, molecular function: gamma-glutamylcyclotransferase activity.